GGACACCUGCGCGACUCCAGCUCCUAAUUUUCUUCCUCGGCGAGUCCCUGCUAAUACCUUAUUAACUCAUACAGCUGAAACAGAAAAUUUCCAUGUCCCGAGACAAGGUCAAUCACUCGAGGAGCAUUUAAUGAGCGAGUCAGAUGAUCUGGAUGCAUUUGCUGCUGAUGACUCUAGGCUUCUUUCUUCAGUAAAAUCUAUUGGGUCAGUCAUUUACUAAGAAGCACCACCAGAUUCACAACCGCAAUCCUCAAAUGAACUGGAUGAUGGUAACCAAAACACCGAUGGCACAAAGUCUCCAUUGGAAUCAAGGGACUCCAAGCAGUUAAUCCAUUCUAUGACUAAUUCCCAUGGCACCUACAAUUAAUCAUCAAACCUUCAUUAGGCUUGGCCAAGAAAAGAGUUCUCAUGGCAGAAUCCAGUAGUCUUCAUCAUCAACUUGCUGAACUGUUUCCUGGCAAAAUUAUAUGUCUCUCUGGGCCUCCUGGAGUUGGUAAAACCAGCAUUGGUCGUUCAAUGGCACGAGCAUUGAAUAGAAGGUUUUAUAGAUUUUCUGUAGGAGGCUUGGCUGAUGUAGCUGAAAUUAAGGGUCAUAGGCGCACCUAUGUUGGUGCAAUGCCAGGAAAGAUGGUGCAAUGCCUGAAAAAUGUGGGAACAGCUAAUCCUCUAGUUCUCAUAGAUGAGAUUGACAAGUUGGGGAAGGGACAUGCUGGUGAUCCAGCAAGUGCUUUGUUAGAGCUUCUAGACCCCGAGCAAAAUGCGAACUUUCUUGACCAUUUUCUUGAUGUUCCUAUUGACUUAUCCAAGGUUCUGUUUGUUUGCACAGCAAACGUAGUUGAGAUGAUACCAAACCCUCUUUUGGACAGAAUGGAGGUCAUUGCUCUUGCUGGUUAUAUCACUGAUGAAAAGAUGCAUAUUGCAAGGGACUAUUUGGAAAAGACUACUCGUGAAGCUUGUGGUAUCAAAUCUGAACAAGUUGAAGUGACUGAUGCAGCUCUUCUUGCUCUGAUAGAAAAUUAUUGCCGAGAGGCAGGUGUUCGGAAUCUUCAAAAGCAAAUUGAGAAGAUAUACCGCAAGAUAGCUCUGCAACUUGUCCGUCAAGGGGUGACAAAUGAGCAAUCUCUAAAAGUCAGCCUUCAGCAAGGAGCCAAACAGCUUAGAGAGAAAUCUACUGAAGAGCCUACUCAAAUUGCAGAUGAUGGUCCAGGGGGGAAGAAACUGGAGGAUGGGAACUCACACGAAAGGGCUACAACAACUACCUUAACAGAAUCUGAACAAGCAAUUGAAGUCUCGUUACAUGAACAGCCUAAUGGAACUGCCACAGAAGAAUCAGAAGCAACUUCUCAUGAGCAUCUUGUUGAACAGUUGGAGGCUGACAAAGUGCAGCCAACUCUCUUAUCAUCAGACGGUAUUGCAACAACGGACCAACCCGUUGAUUCAAAGGUCAAUAUAAAAACAAGUGAUGUAAAGGAUGUGAAAGUUGAUAAUGUGAUUGAAAAGGUCAUAGUUGAUGUCUCAAACCUGGCUGAUUUUGUGGGCAAACCAGUAUUCCAUGCCGAACGUAUAUAUGAUCAGACUCCAGUAGGAGUUGUCAUGGGUCUUGCUUGGACUGCAAUGGGUGGUUCAACAUUGUAUGUUGAGACCGCCCUAGUGGAGCAAGGAGAAGGGAAAGGUGCACUUCUAUUGACGGGUCAGCUCGGAGACGUCAUGAAGGAGAGUGCGCAAAUAGCUCAUACCGUAGCCAGAGCAAUAUUGCUUCAGAAAGAACCAGACAAUCCAUUUUUUGCAGACUCCAAGCUCCAUUUGCAUGUGCCGGCUGGUGCUACCCCCAAGGAUGGACCAAGUGCAGGGUGCACCAUGAUAACCUCAAUGUUGUCUCUUGCCAUGAAAAAGCAUGUUAAAAAAGAACUUGCAAUGACUGGUGAAGUAACAUUGACAGGACGGAUUCUCCCAAUUGGUGGGGUAAAGGAGAAGAUAAUUGCUGCAAGAAGAAGUGAGGUGAAGACUAUCAUAUUCCCAUCAGCUAACAGAAGAGAUUUUGAUGAGCUUGCUGGCAAUGUGAAGGAAGGCCUUGAAGUUCACUUCGUAGAUGAUUAUAACCAAAUAUUUGAGCUGGCUUUUGGAAGCAACUCUAAGCCACAAAUCUAAGUCUCUGAUCCACCUGUAUUGGGUCUUCACAUGUUAUAGUUUUCUUGACGACUGCAAGAAAUUCCAUGGUAGUUCUUCAUGAUGCAGCCACCAUGGACCAAUUCCAAAGAGAGUUAGCCUUUUAUUGAGGUCAUGGACAAUUCGUAACGGGCUUCCUAGAGCAUCCAUGAUUUGAAUGCUUGCAUGUACUGAUGCCUGAAGAUUGUUUAUUAAUUAUGUCUUACAACCAUUGCGAAAAAAAACCAUAGCACGGCUGUAUUUUUUGUGAUCUUUUCUGGAGGUGGAUGGUGGUCAAGAUAUAAAUACAUUAUUUCGGCAUUUUUGUUUUCAUCAAUACUCAAAUGUAAACUACUCUCAAAACCUAAAUUUUUUAUUCAUUCAAAUGUAUGAUGAUAGCUGAUUAUUAAUUUGAUCAUGUUUGCUGGAUUGGUUUCAACUUUCAA
This is a messenger RNA of Phoenix dactylifera (date palm), 2591 nucleotides long. The record is from RefSeq and is a predicted model, not a curated record. Lineage: Eukaryota; Viridiplantae; Streptophyta; Magnoliopsida; Arecales; Arecaceae.